This is a messenger RNA of Limanda limanda (common dab), 2175 nucleotides long. RefSeq names its product epithelial splicing regulatory protein 1 (gene esrp1). Gene Ontology annotation, molecular function: RNA binding. The transcript has 16 exons. The record is from RefSeq and is a predicted model, not a curated record. Lineage: Eukaryota; Metazoa; Chordata; Actinopteri; Pleuronectiformes; Pleuronectidae. Gene Ontology annotation, cellular component: ribonucleoprotein complex.
AUGACGGCGCAGGUAGAUUACCUGGUGGUGGCUUUCACCGCCACAUCUGGCGCCAGCGGGGACCUGCUGGGAUCCGACGAGAAGGAGCUGGUGCGGCUGGUCUGGCAGCUGGUGGACGUCAAGAACAAAAAGUUGGGCCGGGUGAAUGAGCUCCUCAUCAAGCCUGACCUCUCCGACAUGACGGAGGAGAAGGAGGAGGAGGAUGUGGUGGAGGAGAGCGUUGAGGAGGAGAACGGAUCAGGAGCAGAGUGCGUCUCCACAUCCGCAAACCUCGAGGCAGCUUUAAACCAGUUUCACCUACAGCUGACAAACGAGGUGAACAGUGCGGGCGCGGGCACGUCGGUGUGUUUGUGUACAGACGGGCAGCUCCACAUCCGCCAAGUGAUUCACCCCGAGGCCGCCAGCAAGAACAUCCUGGUGCCCGACUGUUUCUACUCGUUCUUCGACCUGCGGAAAGAGUUCAAGAAGCACUUCCCCUCAUCUGACCUCAAGGCUUCGACUGUGCACAUCAUGGCAGAUGACUUUUUAAACUUUUAUUUUGACUCUGCUGUAAGUUAGGCAGCCGUACAGCAGGUCCAGAUGAUGGCCAGCAUCGUCCUUGCACUGCUAUCUGAGCCAUUCGGUCACACAUUUUCUAACUCGGAGAGAGUAAGUGAGAAGUUUGAGACUGGAACCUGCAGUAAGAUGGAGAAAGUGUGCGACAACACAGUGAUCAGAGCCAGAGGGUUGCCAUGGCAGUCCUCUGAUCAGGAUAUUGCUCGAUUCUUCAGAGGACUCAACAUUGCCAAAGGAGGGGCUGCACUGUGUCUGAACGCUCAGGGGAGGAGGAACGGAGAAGCUCUGGUUCGUUUUGUCAGUGAAGAACACAGAGACCUGGCUCUGCAGAGACACAAACACCAUAUGGGCAACAGAUACAUAGAGGUUUACAAAGCAACAGGAGAGGACUUCCUGAAGAUAGCUGGAGGUACCUCCAAUGAGGUGGCGAUGUUCCUGUCCCGUGAGGACCAGAUCAUAGUGAGGAUGCGGGGUCUUCCAUUCAUCGCCACACACGAGCAGGUGCUCGCCUUCUUCUCCCCAGGAGACGGCUUUAAAGAGACGUGUCCCGUCAGUGGAGGCAGGGAUGGCAUCCUAUUUGUUCACUAUCCAGACGGACGUCCCACUGGCGAUGCGUUUGUCCUGUUUGCCUGCGAGGAACACGCCCAGUGUGCCCUGAGGAAACACAAGGAAAUCCUGGGGAGAAGAUACAUUGAGCUGUUUAAGAGCACGGCAGCAGAGGUCCAACAGGUGUUGAACCGGUACUCAUCAGCCCCUCUGAUCUCUGUGGCCCCUGCCCCCUUGGUGUCAGUUCUACCUGCGGUGUCUCUUCUUCCUCCUCCGGGUGGUUUGAGGGACUGUCUGAGGCUGAGGGGGCUGCCUUACACAGCGAGCAUAGAGGACAUCCUCACCUUCCUGGGCGAGUUUACACACGACAUCAGACCACAUGGUGUGCACAUGGUCCUCAACCAGCAGGGCCGUCCGUCAGGCGACUGCUUCAUCCAGAUGACCUCAGCAGAGAGAGCACUUCAGGCCUCACAGCGGCUCCACAAGCAUGUGAUGUCCAGCCAGCGAGGGGCGAACAGCCGCUACGUGGAGGUGUUCCCCUGCAGCGCAGAGGAGAUGGGCCUGGUGCUGAUGGGAGGCUCGCUCUCACACACACUUACACACACACACAACCGGAGCAGGAGUGGGACAGGGCUCAGCCCGCCGCCAUGUCUAUCGCCGCCAUCGUACGCCUUCUCUCCCGCGCCACCCGUCUUCCCUUCAGAGGCCGCUGCUGCCCUCUACCCUCCCAUUGGUCAGGUGUUGCUGACCCCUCGCCACCUGCCGCCAGGACACGCCUACUACCCCAACACAGCUCAGCUAUACAUGAACUACACAGCGUACUACCCCAGUCCACCUGGCUCACCCAACACCUUAGGAUUCUUCCCCUCCCCCUCCUCCAUCUCCUCUCAAGGGGGGUUGAUGCGUAUGCCAGGUUUGCCUUACGGCAGCAAUGGAGUCAAAGAGCUGCUUAAUGCCGUGCAGGGAUACCAGUACGCCCCCGAGGAUGCUCUCUUGCACGCCCAUGGGGCCCUGCAUGCUCACGACCCGGCCAGGACAAUGCUUACGCAGCCCAAAGAAUGGGUGUGUAUUUAA